AUGCCACCACCAACCCCCCUCUCACCGCCCGAACUCUCCUACCUCUACGCCUCCCUCUCCCUCUCCCCUCCAAUCCGUCUCGACCUACGAACGCCAACCCAAUUCCGGCCACUAGUCGCCGAAUGCUCCUUCCUCCCACACUGUAACGGCUCAGCGCGCGUCUGCAUGUCCGAAGCCGGCGAAUGUAUCGUCGGCAUCAAAGCAGAGAUAGAAAAAGACGCAACGACAAAAUACGUCACUGUAAUCGAGCGUGAGAAAUGGAUUGAAGUUUCUGUUGAAGUUGCUGGUGGUGGGGCAUCGGGACCGGGGAGUGGAAUGGGUAUUGGUGGGAUAUCGGGCGCUGGUGGAGCUACUGGUAGAGAUGAAGGAGACGGUGGGGCGGCGGUUUGGUUGAAGGAGGGUUUGUUGGCUGGUGGAGCUGGUGGAUGGAGUAUUUUAGACCGGUUGGUGAUUAGUAGUGGAUGGCAUUGGAAGCUUUAUAUUGAUGUAUUGCUUUUAACACCGACUUCACAUCCUUCACCGCUAUUGCUAUCGACGGCUGUGAAUAUGGCACUUGAUUCGACAUACCUACCAAAACUCACAUCACCCCACGAUGUUGAUGAUAUUCCUACGUUUUCAGAUGACUGGGCGAUUUCUGUGCCUUUAUACGAACCUAAGACAUUCCCUCGACCGCCAAUGUCUCUACCUGUUGUCGCAGUUGGCGAUAACGUCUUUUUAGAUCCAAGUGUUGCUGAGGUCGCAGCUGCGGAAGCAGGGUUGGUUGUUACCCUCUCAUUAUCGGAUGCACAAGGAAAUUGCGAUAUUGUCGGAGUAAGAAGCAUGGAGGUCGGUCGAGGGGGUGGUAAGGAAGGCGAUCGAAAGGGUAUCAAUCGAAAACUACUGCGACAGAUGGUCAACGCUUGUGUUAAGGAAGCUGGCGAGGUCAUCAAAGGUGUCGGCGAAACGACGCAUCAGCAAAUGUUCCGAGCUUGA
This is a messenger RNA of Orbilia oligospora ATCC 24927, 972 nucleotides long. RefSeq lists its product as uncharacterized. The transcript is spliced from 2 exons. Gene Ontology annotation, biological process: U1 snRNA 3'-end processing; U4 snRNA 3'-end processing; nuclear polyadenylation-dependent mRNA catabolic process. NCBI's taxonomy places the organism in Eukaryota, Fungi, Ascomycota, Orbiliomycetes, Orbiliales, Orbiliaceae. The coding region runs from base 1 to 972 and encodes 323 amino acids. The record is from RefSeq and is a predicted model, not a curated record. Gene Ontology annotation, cellular component: nuclear exosome (RNase complex); cytoplasmic exosome (RNase complex).